Nematolebias whitei (Rio pearlfish) is the source of this 3209-nucleotide messenger RNA. RefSeq names its product heterogeneous nuclear ribonucleoprotein U-like 1 (gene hnrnpul1). The record is from RefSeq and is a predicted model, not a curated record. Bases 98 to 2614 code for a protein of 838 amino acids. Gene Ontology annotation, molecular function: protein binding. The transcript has 16 exons. Lineage: Eukaryota; Metazoa; Chordata; Actinopteri; Cyprinodontiformes; Rivulidae.
GUUGGCUUACGACGCUAGAGGGCGCUACUGGUUCUUUCAGGUUUUUACUACGACUUACCCGCGCAGCGACGCGUACUGAGCAACACUCGGAGCUACCAUGAGUUUAGACGUGAAAAAGCUGAAAGUGAACGAGCUGAAGGAGGAGCUCCAGCGCCGGGGCCUGGACACCAAAGGCCUGAAGGCGGACCUGAUGGAGCGGCUCCGAGCCGCUCUGGAGGAGGAGGCGCAGGCGGACACCGCGGAGGAGCAGGCCGAGCCCUACCAGGAGGAGGAGGAGGACCGUGAGGAGCAACAAGAAGAAGAAGCUCUGGGCUCUGGAGACAAGGACGCCGGUGAUGGAGACGCCCUUCAAGAAGAAGAAGAAGAUGAAGGGAAAGAUUCUGGUGGCGACUACGAGGAAAAGGAGCCAGAGGGCGAGCCCAACGAAAGUCAGCCGGCCUCCGACUCGGCUCACGGCGAGCCCGACUUCACAGCCGAUGAGGAUCUUAACAAAUCAAACGCCUCGUUUGAGAAGGAGACCAAACCGGAGCCGGAGGAGACCGUCAGGAACACACAGGAGAUAAAAAGAGAGAUCAAAACGGAGGAUGAGCCUGAGAACCAACAUCAAGAUGCUCCGAGCUCCGAGCAGCAAGCUGCUGCGGGUCACACACAGGAAGUCAAAGUGGAAGAUAAAGGUGGAAGCGUCAGCCGUAAGAGGCCCCACGAGGACAACAGGGGCUACAGCUACUACGGGCACCGGGAGGAGAAGAGAUCUCGAACACCUCAGCCUCCUGCUGAAGAUGAGGAGGAGAGCAUAGAUGAUUCUCUGGUGACGAUCGAUACGUAUAAUUGUGAUUUGCACUUCAAAGUGUCCCGGGAUCGUUACAGCGGUUAUCCUCUGACCAUUGAAGGCUUCGCGUACCUUUGGGCCGGAGCUCGAGCCUCUCACGGCGUCUCCAGGGGUCGCGUUUGCUACGAGAUGAAGAUAAACGAGGAAAUCCCCGUGAAGCAUCUGCCCAGCAGCGAGCCCGACCCCCACGUGGUCCGUAUCGGAUGGUCCCUGAACUACUGCAGCACCCAGCUCGGCGAGGAGCCUUUUUCCUUCGGAUAUGGAGGGACGGGGAAGAAAUCCAGUGACUGCAAGUUUGCAGACUUUGGCGAAAAGUUUGGUGAAAAUGACGUCAUCGGCUGCUACAUCGACUUUGAAAGUGGAGACCAGGUGCAGAUGGGCUACUCCAAGAACGGCGUGUACCUGGGCGUGGCGUUCAAGACGACCAAAGAGGAGCUGGCGGGGCGCGCUCUGUUCCCUCACGUGCUCGUGAAAAACUGUGCCAUUGAGUUCAACUUCGGGCAGAAGAGGGAGCCCUACUUCCCCCCGAAGGAAGGCUACACCUUCAUCCACAAUCUCCCCAUGGAGGAAAAGAUCAGGGGCACGAAGGGACCGGCCAACAAGUCUGACUGUGAGAUUUUGAUGAUGGUCGGCCUCCCCGCCUGUGGAAAGACCACGUGGGCCAUGAAGCACGCCGUGGAGAACCCUGAGAAGAAGUACAACAUCCUGGGCACGAACGCCAUCAUGGACAAGAUGAAGGUAAUGGGUCUGCGUCGCCAGAGGAACUACGCCGGCCGCUGGGACGUUCUGAUCCAGCAGGCCACCCAGUGUCUGAACCGGCUGAUCGAGAUCGCCGCCCGCAAGAGGCGCAACUACAUCCUGGACCAGACAAAUGUAUAUGGAUCAGCAAGGAGACGAAAAAUGCGUCCCUUUGAAGGUUUUCAACGCAAGGCUAUUGUAAUUUGUCCCACGGACGAGGAUUUUAAAGAACGAGCAUUAAAGCAAACCAAUGAGCAGGGGAAGGAUGUGCCCGAUCAUGCUGUGUUAGAAAUGAAAGCCAACUUCUCGCUCCCCGAUCCCUGCGACUUCCUGGAGGACGUGACGUUCGUCGAGCUGCAGCGCGACGAGGCCACGAAGCUGCUGAAGGAGUACAACGAGGAGGGCAAGAAGGCCGGCCCACCCCCCGAUAAGCGCUUCGACAACAGGCAGGGCGGCAGCUUCCGCGCUCGUGGCGGCAGCAAUUUCCAGCGCUACGACAACCGUGACGGGUUCCGCGGGGGCUACCAGAACCGCAGCGGAGAAGGAGGCAGUGGAUACCGAGGAGGCUACAACCGUGGUGGAUACAACCAGAAUCGAUGGGGCAGCAGUUACCGUGAUGGAGGCUCUGAUAGCCGCGGCAGCUACAACCGCACCCAGCAGUCUAGUGGAAGCUACAGCCGCCCGUCCACGUACAACAAGGGGGGAUACACUCAGGGCUACAGCCAGAGCUACAGUCAGGGCAACUACAACCAGGCUGGCUACAACCAGAACUACUACGGCAGCUACAGUCAGUACCCGGGGUACAGCCAGAGCUACAGCCAGCCGGCGGUGGCCGGGCAGGCGUACAGCCAGCAGCAGCAGCAGCAGCAGCAGCCGCCGCCAGCUCAGCCCCCGGCCCAGCAGCAGCAGAGCUACAACCAGCAGUACCAGCAGUAUGCUCAGCAGUGGCAGCAGUACUACCAGAACCAGAACCAGUGGAACCAGUACUACAACCAGUACGGCGGCUACUCCGGACAGGGCAGCCAAGGCCCUCCAGGAUCCCAGUAACUCCGCCCUGCGUCCUCCGGCGUCCCCACCUCCCGUCACCUUUGACCUCUGCAGUAAAAUUAUGAUUUUAAUUUUAUUUUUUGGCCCCAGUCACAGCAUCCCGUCUGUUUUUUUUCCUCUGCGGUCAUCGUACACAGAAACUGUAAACAGUUUGACGUCUCCUCUUUGUCUCCGGAGCGAGGCGUGCGCUCGGCGUGCGCUCGGCGCCAAGCGAGAGGUGGUAGACGAAGAGUCCCAGAGCAUUUGAUGAAUGGUUAUGAUUAUGAAUCGGGCGUGGACGUCUCCACGUUCUGACGCGGUAAUUGUAUGUUUUAUGCUAAGUGAGGAGGUGAACGGGUAAAAAGUAAAGCCUGAGUAAUUUAGCUUAACGAAGAACAAACUGCAUGCGUUUUUACCUUCACGACCCGUUCCUCCGUCUCGUUCCUUUUCAGUGAGCGUUUUUUUAUUUACCAGCUUUUUUAUAGGCGAGUGCCGUCGUGAUAAAUUCAGUCUUUCGUCAAGAAUAAUCUUUUCCCCGCUCUUUGAUUAGGUGUAUUUGCAGGAGGGUUUUUUUUUUUAAUCCAUCCCAUUUGUGAUUACUGUUAGUCUUGUAGUU